Molecule: messenger RNA, 1566 nt
Organism: Symbiodinium natans
Lineage: Eukaryota; Dinophyceae; Suessiales; Symbiodiniaceae
Source: the annotation of a GenBank genome assembly
GAGGACAUCCCGUUGCGCGGCUGGUCUAUGAAGCGUGGGCACCGCAAGCGAGUGGAGGCUGCCAGCUGCCGUAAGGCGAAGAAGUCCGGCAAAGCGGGCGAGCAGUACGAGGUGGGACUGGGGCGCUCCGUCACCAAGCGCAGUGUCCAUUCUGGAGGCCGCCACUCAUGGGACCAGGAGUUGCGCGUCCGUACCCGCCGGUACAAGUUGAGGCAGCAGAUGCACCAGGCAAUCAACGAGAUCUACGAGGCCGCAAUGGAGGCUGAGUGCGCCUUCGAGGACUUGGAGGAAGACUUGGAGGAAGAAGAGAGGAAGCAGAUGAAGGAGAUGGAAGAGAUGGACAAGUGGGCGGCGAAGUGGGAGGACCUCGAGGUGGCCUCUGUGUGCACGUCCACCACGGCGGGUGGCUCCGAGCCCGCCUCCGGUGUCGCCGACUUCGCGGCCUCCGCACGGGCCCCAUCGAGCCCGUCGCGCUCCUCCGUGGCCGACGCAACCGGGACAUUCGGGACAGUCGCGCCCUCGCUUUCACCGUGGCUCGCGGCCCUCCGGCGGGCGGAGCUCCGGGCCCGGGAGUACGCGGACACCAUGCAGCUUGCAGCGCAGCUGGAGAGGGAAGGUCGACGGAGACGCCAGCGCCUGGUGCCUGAGAAGAAGAGCGAGAUCGAGAGGCUGGCAGACGAGCUGAGCAGAUUGUACCAAGUCAGGCUGUGCCACGAUCAGACCGAGCCUCUCACUCCUUUCGAGAAGCUUCGCUGGCAGUUUCUGAAGGACCACGCCCAUGCCAUCUGCCAGCCACUCUCCGGCUGCUACCUCGGCACUGGCAGGCAGUGGCAGUUGAAGCCAACACCUCUCGCUCCCGCCGUGGAGGACCCCGGAGGCGGAAGGGGAGGGAGGGGAGGGGGCGAGGGGCCGAGGGGAGGGCAGAGCCAGCCGACCCCCCUUGCGAAGGACAGGUUCCUCCAGGCCUGCGAUCGUGCUGUUGCGGGCGAGCUGCAGCCGGCGCUUCAUGGAACGAACGAGACGAAUCUCCUGUCCAUCUACUCUCGUGGUCUACUCAUCCCCGGCGAGUCAGGAAUAAAGGUCGUGAAUGGAUCGGUACAUGGCGUGGGAAUCUACACAGCCUACACCCAAAGUGCAGGCCUGUCCUGGAGCUAUUCCCGCGGCUUGUCUAGGCCUGUACUGGUCUGCGGGGUUCUGGACCCAAAGGCACGAAAGGAUGGAGCAGACACUUCGCAGCUGGUGAACUACACAUGCAGUGCGCGUAUCUUCUUUCAGGAGGACAUGGUCUCACCUUUGUUCGAGGCAUGCAUUGGCAGUGGGGAUGCCACCACUGCAAGUGUGCCAAGACCCACCUUUGCGACUUCCAAGAAGCACCGCCUGGAACCGGAACCCGAAAAGAAGCCGAAAGGCCCGGGGCCGCGGACGCGGCUCGUGCGCAGGCGCGUUCCCCGGCGCUCGCCGCAGGCCUUCCUGGCCCGGCACGCGGCGCGCAAGCGGCAGAGUGUGAGCGCACCUCGCGUUGUAAUGUACAGUGUACAGCCUGUGUACAGCUGCCGCUUCCCAUAG